This is a messenger RNA of Nannochloropsis gaditana CCMP526, 216 nucleotides long. RefSeq names its product coiled-coil domain-containing 65-like protein. Bases 1 to 216 code for a protein of 71 amino acids. The record is from RefSeq and is a predicted model, not a curated record. The transcript is spliced from 2 exons.
AUGAAAAAGGCCACACUUCAACAGUACCUGGACGGCGUUAGCAUCAGCGACGAGACCCUCCGUGGUGCCAAUCCCCUGCUUGUCGUCCAACCCAAGGCAAUGACGCCCCCUCGGAGCACCAAGCCGAGUCCUUGGAGCCAGAAUCCUCCCAUAGUCAUAGAGGGGAACCACAUGCUCCAGACGGGUCGCCUUGGCACGGCUCCCUUCUUUGGAUAG